AUGAUUCUUGAUCUUCAAAGCUCAGCCAGAUGGGGCAUUCUAAGCCUUCCGUCGGUUUUGAAACAUGAGGUGAAAUUAUUCUAUCCGCAUGGUUUAAGUAUUCACGAGGGUGGAAUAGAUGCGUAUGCACAUAUCCUCAAUGAAACGUUCUAUCCCAGAUGUGGCAUAGAAUCGGGUGAUACGGUUACGCUGCUAUGGACAAGCACAUUAAAACUAAAGCAAAAUCUAGCUUCUGAUCAAAAUUCGAAACGAAAACAGCCCUCACGACCUUGGGUCCCCGAUCAUUUCGUACCACUUUUGAAAAAGAAUGUGAGUCAUUCCUGUAUUGUCAUUUUUGAUCAAACAAAGGGAUACAAGCAAGAACAUGCUAUGCACAGAAGUGAUUAUUUGAAAGAAAACCAGAGCAAAGAACAUAUGGAAUACGAAUAUGAUCCUUUAACAAAGCCUGAAAGAAUUAGAACUUAUACUAAAAAAGCGACGACUAAUAUAUCAACAUCCAAAGCUACUAAUGAGAAUAACGAUUUAGCUGUUAGACAAAUUCCACAAACAACAGACGAAGCAACGAUUAUAAUAGAUGUAAGCGAUUUUACGAGUAAAGAUCCGACACUCGAAAACUCAUCAGUCGUCAACGCAAUGAUACUAAGUGUAACAGAAAAAUUAAAUGAGCUGAAUUUGGCGUGUGAUAAAACUAUUGUAAAAAAGAAAAUUCAUGAAGAAAUAAACAGUUUGAUAUCCAACCGUAAUAGAAUAGCAAGACAGAAACAUAUAUCAAAAGAGGCAGCGUGGCAUAAACAUACGGUAUCAAUAACUGUACCAACUGAAACGGUUUACGUUGACACAGCUACGUCGAAAAAUUUAUUGCCAAAUGACGAUAUUUUUAAUUAUGAUAUGUCAAAUGAGCUGAGAUUCAGUGGUAAAAAAUUUCUUCGUUCCAAACGAAAUAUUUCGUAUAUUUCUAAGGACUGUACGAAUGAAACUUAUUCUUCUCUAGGCACUACGUCUAGUGAAAUGCAAAGUACAGUACCACUGAUACAUACAAAAAGUGCAUCUUUUGUGAAUUCUGACACACCUACUUCCUUAAUAGAUUACAAUGGCAAAUAUGUACGAUUAUCAAUUAGUGAGUCAGCUGCACGACAAAUUUUUAAAUACAAUAUUUUAUCACAAUCUGAUUUUGAAUGGUUGAUAAGAGAAAUACUUGAAGAAUUAAAAACAGCUUCAAUUAAUGAUCUUGACGAACGUAUAAUAAAACAACACGUAAUGACUCGGCUUAAAGUAUGGCACGACAUUUAUAAAAAUGAUCUAACAAGGAGCCGUAGAGCAGGCAUCGCAAUAACCGUUACCAUUCCUUAUUCUCGUGCACGUACUGGAAUUUAUAAGCGUAUGCCAUCAUUGGUAAGUGUCUGA
Messenger RNA from Didymodactylos carnosus, 1404 nucleotides. The record is from the annotation of a GenBank genome assembly. NCBI's taxonomy places the organism in Eukaryota, Metazoa, Rotifera, Eurotatoria, Philodinida, Philodinidae.